Molecule: messenger RNA, 1819 nt
Organism: Vigna radiata var. radiata (mung bean)
Lineage: Eukaryota; Viridiplantae; Streptophyta; Magnoliopsida; Fabales; Fabaceae
Exons: 9
Coding region: 316-1671 (451 amino acids)
Source: RefSeq, a predicted model, not a curated record
AGAAAGAAAAACCUGACUCUGUAAUAGAGAUCUUGAGUCACUCUUCAAAUUCCAAAACUGAGUGUAAUUGAAACUUUGAAGUGUAUAAAUUCAUUGUUUUUGUGAGAACAACAAAUUAUUACUUUUCCCCUCAACGAAAAUUAACGGGGUUUACGGACAAACCAUUCGUCGGUGCGUGUACCUUAUUCCCUGAGUUUUUCGUUGCUACUGCAUGGUGUACAUGUGUUCUGUACCGUGCAAUUCCAUCUGAGAAUCUGCCUUAUUAGAUCAAGAUUUUUGUUUUAAAGAAGCAAAGAGUGGAAGUACCUAUUAGUGAUGCCUGAUCUUCCAUUCCAAGUUGGGGAUUUGGCUGAGUCAAAGUCCUUUCAAAGUGGUUUUCGGGGUGCAUGGUUUCGUUGCAAGAUUAGAGAUAUCCGCACGAAAAAAGCUGUCAUAUCCCAUCUAUUGGAGUAUUUUGACUACACUGACCAAAAGCCAAGUUGGAUCAAGUUGUAUCAAAAGCCUCUAACUAAUAUUGGCAAGUCAAAGGGCUUGAACAAGGAACUGAUGUUGCGACCUUCAUUCCCUACUUUCUCUCGUGAAAGUGAAAAGCUUGAUGUGAAUGCCAUAUCAGAAAUGACUGUUAUUGUUAAUAACACAUGGAAAGUUGGGGAUUUGGUAGAUUGGUAUACCGAUGGUUGCUAUUGGUCUGGAACUGUGACUAAAUUAUUGGGGAAUGAUAAAGUUCAGUUGGUAUCAGAGCAUGUUGAUCUUGAUCUGUUAAUUUGUCAUAUCUGGUGCAUUUUCCGCCGCCAACUGCUAUGUCUGCCACUGUUGUCAUCGACCACCGCCAUAGUUUUCGUUGGUGACCACUGGAUCAUGAUCACCUCUUCAAGUGACCACCAACCCUGUCGAAAUCAGAGCAAGAAGCCUCCCCACGCAUUGUCAUGUGCGUCAAUUACCGAUGUUGUCUUGAGGCGGGUGAAGCCCAUGCGGUGCCUUCCAAUCGCCAGAUCUUCUUCAAACGACCAUCGUCUGACUUGCCAAAGCAUUCCCGUUGCAGUUAUCAUUUUGCUGCGAAUUUUGGCAAAUGGCAUACACAUGAUUAAUUUGCUUCCUCCUCCACUGGGUGAAGGGUUAUCUUAUGAAGCAUUAAGCAAGGAUUUGCGCCCAUCUUUGGACUGGUGUCCUGAAAAAGGUUGGUCUGUGCCUAUACCUGUGGGUGAUGAAUGUAGGCAGCCUUGUGCUCGUAUAAUCAUUCCGGCAAAUUCAGAUGUAACGGAUGAGGUUGGUCGGCAUACAGUAAGGAUGCAUUCUUCUUCAUCUUUAAAUUUGAAAGACUAUCCGGAUAGAUCCAUAGCAAGGAGAAAGCAAAGCAACAGUGCUAGAAAUGGUAUGGAGAUUAACGAGUCUGAUAACGUUUCAAGUUUACACAUGGAUUCGUCAGUUGAGAAUUUGGAAAUAGCUAGCAUCAGUCGUAUAUAUAAUGAGGAUCCCGCAAAGAAGAGCACCGACAGAAGUCUCUAUCUCAAUUCCAUGUCUUCCAAUACUAUAGAAGCUGCAAUCAUGGACUUGGAGGAACUUGUGAACAGGAUUAAAUGGUUAAGGGAUGUGUUGAAUUUGAGGGUGUCGCCUUUAUCAGAUACUAAACAGUCUUGGGAGUUUUCGAAACAUCAUCCAUCAUGCAAAUGAUGGUUCUGUAUUCAAUGUUUAACCUCGGCAUAGAUUUUUUUUUUCUCAAAUAUAAUUCUAGUGCUUUUAGACAGUUUAUUUUGGAUAUAUAGUUGGUUAGUAUAUUUUUGGAACUUAAUGCAGUACCUUGGGCUUUCAUGGUUGGCAA